Molecule: messenger RNA, 6696 nt
Organism: Ooceraea biroi (clonal raider ant)
Lineage: Eukaryota; Metazoa; Arthropoda; Insecta; Hymenoptera; Formicidae
Product: AF4/FMR2 family member 4
Biological process (GO): regulation of RNA splicing
Cellular component (GO): nucleoplasm; cytoplasm
Molecular function (GO): RNA binding; metal ion binding
Source: RefSeq, a predicted model, not a curated record
ACAGAGUUCCCCAAUUGUGCUUUUUUAUACCGUCAAUAUCUAUCUACCCGCAUUUUUAUUCGUGCGUGCGUGCGUGCGUGCGUGCGUGCGAGUCGCGCGUGUUACGAAUUUACGUGCUAGGACGGAUGAUAUAAAAUACAGAAUGGAUAAUGCGGGUAUGUUUCGCGGGUAUGUACGAUCGUAAAUAUGCGAGUAGGACAAUUGGCAGCCCGAUCGAGUUAGGCCUCAUAACGUUUACCGCGUGGGCGUCAUGUGUGCACAGUACAUCGUGUGCUUUUAUGCGGAUGCUAUAUACGCAUACGUGUGUAUUACGCGCGCCGCGCGCGCGAGAUGACAUCACGUCGCUCGGGAACGGCGCAUUUCUAUGUCGCGGUUGUGUUUUUCGAAAAUUUCCUGGGGAGCGCGUUCUCGCUCUGUUAACGUUGUCCGCGAAUUGUUGGAACAAGUUGGAUCCACCAACCGCGUAAUGAAUAUUCCAAAAUUUGUGCACGGCAGAAUGAUAAACAUUAAUUUUGCGUUUAAUUGUAUGUUGAUGUUAUUAAUGAGAUGAUAUGAUCGUAAGAUGCAUAAAUUGACUAGUGAUGCUUAGUACGUUAUUUGGUGCUGAAGAUGAAAUUUUCAUAAUUUCACCGAAAACAUGGUAUUAUUAAAACUCCCGAUUGACUUUUUUGACACGCGCAAAUGUGUUAAAAGAGGUCAAACUGAUCAAUAAGUUUUGCUAGGUGAUUCAAAUAUUGAUAUUUUUAGGAUUUCCGUUAUAUAUACUAUACUUCGGAUUGUCUAUUACUGUAGUGUUCCCGAUUAAAGUGAUCUAAAUCGACUGGAAAUUGAAUUUAUUCGGAAUCUCACAUAUAAACUCAUUCCAUAUGAAACAGGGUUUCGAAUUAAAAUCUAAAAGUCAAAUGUGAAACAGCCAGUCAAAAAUACAUUACAUUCGUUUUUUAAAUGUGUAUUAAACACAUAUUUAAUCAAGUGUAACUUUAUGAAACUUGAUAUCGCCAUUUACAUCACUGCGAUCAAAAGUGUUAUUAAAAGAGCAUAAUCGAUUUAAUCAGAUAGAUAAUAUUUAAUCAGAUGGCGAUAUCUAUGUUCCUAGUCUGCAAGAUACUUGAAUACUAUAAGUGUUAAUUUGUCUGCAGAUAAAAAAGGAAGAAAGAAAAUAUCAUUUAAUGGUGCAAUGUAUUUUACUGAAAUUAGGCAACACACACAACUUGAAAUUUGUCACAAUUUGGAAAGCAUAAAACUGGAUUAUUUCACGAGUAUUAUUUCUUUACAAUGCUGAUUAUUUCUCAAUUUUGUGGCCGCUGGCGAAACUCGAUAUUUAAUGGUUGAAAGAUUAAUCGAGAACAAAUAAAGAACAAGCGACAGAGAAGAAGAAAGAUACGCAAUGGAAAGAGCUAAAGCUAAAUUAAAAGCAUGCAGUACAUUAUUCGUCUAAAAUUACAAUGUAUGAUACGCAUGAAGUGCGCUCAUUAUCUAUUUAAUUUCAAACGUGCGAGAUAUCUUGCGAGUGUUAAAAGGACGGGUCGCGCAAGCGCCUGAAGUUAGUCAUUGAAGAUCCGCACGCGCGAUCAGUUGAGAAAUCUGUGCGCGGCCGACUCGAAUUUUCGUCGUCGCUCGCUAGCGCUUAUCGUUAUCGCGUUCGCUGCUCGGAUCCGCUGAAUUAUCGCUUAACGGUGCGAUAGCCGUGUUUCGAAACGUACCCAUCGCGAUACCGUUACUGCCGCGUUCACUUGUUCGAUCGCGCCGAAACGCACGUAACCUCAAUCCUCGCGUUUCCGUGUGCGAACGGAUUUCGUGAAUUCGCAUGUCGCGUCGAGAGAGUGUGUAUGCGUGCUCGAUAUCUCGAACCGUUUGCGUCGUUCUUGAGACGUAUCGGACGAUUGCGAGUCCAUUAAAUAGUCGCAUGACGUGGUGCAUCUGAAGAUACCCGGCGGAGGCUUCGUCGCGUGAAAAUCGUUCAUGUAUUAAGUCGCAGUUGGGAACGACGGUAGUCUCACACAAAACAGCAGGAACCGGAGUUCGACCGCGCAGGAGGAGCCAGCAGCGCGCCGAAUAAAUGACGUAAAUCCGAGGAACGGAAGCGCAACGUCACUCGCUAACUCUCGCAAUCCUCUCCUUUCCCCAGUCCCCCCCGUCCCACCUAACCCCCCGGGAACCCGUCCCUCUCUCGGUCUCGUCGUUUCCGCACCUUCCCCUCCCUGUAACCCCUGGAACCCCCUUCUGGAUCUGUUCGGGUCUGACCCCGACACGACCCGAACCUCAGGCGUGACCCGGCCGCCGGACCUUUGCCCUCUCUUGUCACCUCCGCGCCCGCUUUGUCGCCCGCCGUCUUCACGUGCUUACAACACCGAUCUCUUACCGUCCCUACUUGCCGUCGUUCCCGUCACCAUUCUCUUUGCACGCUUCUUCUUCGGCGUCCAGAUCCAUCGCCUUCACUCACCCUCGGAAUUCCGAAAUAACCGACUCGCGCGUCACCGUUCCUUCCGAUUCCGGCAGAACGGCGCGUAAGGGUUUCUACCACCUUUCCACGCACGGAGCGAUCCAUUCCUCUCCGUCACCUCCCACCUCAUCAGCAGCACGAGCGGACCGUCGUGGUGAACGCGGUCCUGCAUCGGCUCCUCCACUGUACCGAUCACCAUCACCAUUACCACUACAAUCACCGUCAUCAUCAUCACCGUCCCGCUCCUUCCAGUAGAAUCACCGCUGCGAGACACGCGUUGGUUUGAAAACCGGCUUGAAGGACGCCACGACCGGCUUUUCGAGACACGCAUACGUAGGCAAAUACAUAUACACACAUCUGCUCGCGCGCGCGAGAGCCUGUACACCCUCGGCGGCGACCAACUGCAGUCUGUGCUGUGUGUACAAAAGAAGAGAGAGAUACUAGCGUACAAAAGCGCGCGCGUCUAGAGAGUACACUUCUCUUGGUCGACGUUUAGCUUCGAAGGCUUUCAAGCUUUGCCCGACUACCACUACUACUAUCACUACUACUACUACCUACUACUACCACUACUACUGCUACUACUACUACUACGUCCCGGCUACAGCUUCUCGAGUGCGGCGCGUUGCAAGAUCGAGGGAAGACAGAGGAAGUAGAGUGAAACGAGGAGUCGAUAGACGGAUCGACGACUCUCGCCAUCGCCUUAUCACGGAGCCAGGAGUAGCGGCCGCCAUCUCGCCUAAAACCGACCGAAGCCGCCUGAGCCUAAUCGCUAUCGAUAUAUAGCUUCACUCUUCGCUUCUACUUUUUUCCCUCUCCUACGGUGAGAUAUCUCUUCAUCCUGUCCCCCGCCUGUCAUCGCUUUCAUAACCCCUCGGAGAUUAUCGAGCGGGAUACGCGUGUACUAUCGCCGCCUUUACACACGGCCUACGAGAGCGAAGGAUUUCGCGAAAAUCGCUAACCAACGAUCUACAACGCCCACAGUCCGCACAAUCGCACUUCUUCGAUUGUCUCCGCCGCGACACGGAAUUGAUAUCGGGUGUGAGAAGCGACGUCGAUAAGCUACGAAAUAGCUUGAUAAAUACAAAUCUUUCUGCGAAACGCUUCGCCGAUAUAUAAGCAGCGCAACGACGAGAGCGGAGAGCGCGAUUCCAAGGUGAGGCAGCCCAAGAUUGUGAGUUCCCACGCGGAAGAGCCACGCACAGGAAGACAAUCGUGCUUCGUCGCUAGACGCGUACAUGGGACACUAAGAUCAUCGCAUCGCGCUUAAACGGGAGGUCUUCUGCCGUAAGGUAUACAGUUUGAAGUAGUUGAACGACUCUGAGGCACACGCGGGAUUUCGUGUACAGUGUACGUUGAGUGCGAGUAGUGAGAGGAGGCAAGAGCAAAAGGGAGAGAAAGAGAGAGAGAGAACGAGUGAGAAAGGGAGGGGUGAAUGAAUGUGUGUACGUGAGCGAGAUUGGUGAGACUGACGAGACGCGAGGCAGAAGGGUGGUGGAACGCAAGGGUCCACUGCUAGACGUCGCGAAAUCCCACGAACAAGUGCCGACGAGCUCGUGUCGCGUAGUGGUUCGUAGACCAUAAACCGUAUAUAUCCUUGGCAAAGAUCAGCCGACGCGAGUGAACGCGCGACGCGGAGGAAAAGGAGCCCACCAUCACGAGGAAGAGCUUGAGAGGGAAGAGAGGAAGUAAAGAAGGGAGAGGAGUAUCGGUGGUGAAGUCGGUGUUAGAAAGUCCGAGACUACUCUCGUGGUAGAGGCCAGCGAACGGGGAUCUCUCCGGAGUCUUCCAAGAGUGGAAGAAUGGCAAUGGUCAACAUGAAUAACCUACUGAACGGCAAGGACUCGCGGUGGCUGCAACUGGAGGUUUGCAGGGAGUUCCAGCGCAACAAGUGCACUAGGCCCGACACGGAGUGCAAGUUCGCCCAUCCACCGGCCAACGUCGAGGUGCAGAACGGACGGGUCACCGCUUGCUACGACAGUAUCAAGGGCCGGUGUAAUCGAGAGAAGCCACCUUGCAAAUAUUUCCAUCCCCCACAGCAUCUAAAGGACCAACUCCUGAUAAAUGGGCGCAACCACCUAGCGCUGAAAAACGCGCUGAUGCAGCAGAUUCAGCAGGGCCUUACGCCGGGUCAGCCUCUCGUGCCUGGCCAGGUACCAGCAGUGGAGGCACCAGCACCUCCGGCACCACACCAUCACCUUCAACAGCAAAUCCAGCAGCAACUUCUCGCUACCCACGCCUUUAUGGCGACGAAUCCGUACCUGACCGGUAUGCCGCAGGUGGGCAAUACAUACAGUCCGUACUUCGCGCCCAGUCCGAUAAUGCCGGCGAUAAUGGGCCCGGCGGACCCAACGGGCGUCGGCAGUCCGCUCGGCGUGGUGCCGCAGACAGUGGCGAUGCCGCAGAAGAUGCCACGUACCGACCGCCUCGAGGUAUGUCGCGAGUUUCAACGCGGGGCGUGCAAACGCGGCGAGACGGAGUGCCGGUUUGCGCACCCCCUCGAGACGGUGCAGGCGAACGAGGACGGCUCUGUGACGGUCUGCAUGGACGCUGUCAAGGGCCGAUGCAAUCGGGACCCCUGCCGCUAUUUCCACCCCCCUCUGCACCUUCAAGCCCACAUUAAGGCCGCACAAUCUCGGGCUAGCAUUGCGACGGCGACGAUGCCGACGAACGUGACGGGAAUGAGUGCGUUGGCUGGCGGAGUAUCAGGAGUGCCGGCAACUGCGAUGCCCGGAGGACUUCAGAGUGCCGGUAUGGCGAGCAUCGAGCUCGGCAAGAAGCGGAUGCGCGACUCCAAUGAUGAUCUGCUAAUGAUGGACAUGAAGUCUGUCGGGUCGUUCUACUACGAGAACUUUGCCUUCCCAGGGAUGGUUCCGUAUAAACGACCGGCGGCCGACAAGUCCGGCGUGCCGGUCUAUCAGCCUACUGGCGCGACGACCUAUCAGCAGUUAAUGCAGCUGCAGCAGCCCUUCGUGCCUGUGUCAUGUGAGUACACUGGAACACCACCCCUACCCACUCAAACCUCUAACCAAUCGGUCGUGCAACCCCCGAACGUGCAAAGCAACCACCACGCGAUGGUGGUGCAGUCCUCCUCCUCCCAGGGAGCCGCUGGCGCCACAGUCAAUAACUGCGCCGACGCCAACAAUGGCGUGCUGAUGGAUCCCUGCAACAAUCCGCCGCCACCACCUCCGACCGCUGACAAUAACAGUAAUAAUAGUAACGGCAAUAACAAGCAGCCGGUUACCACGCAGAAUCAUGACGCCGAAAAUGCGCGUAACUCCCCCGAAUUGAAUCACUCGAGCCCGUCGUCGUUGCAACAGCAACAGCAUCAACAACAGCAACAGCAGCAGCACCAACAACAGCAACAGAUUAACCAGCUGGCGUUGUCGGCGGCUGCAUGUGUACCACCAGCAAUGAGUCCGUUGACCUCGAUGGCCGGUCUGACAUCGAUGCCCGGUGUAGUGAACAUGGCCUCAAUGGCCUCGAUGGCUUCCAUGGCGAAUAUGCCGUCGAUAACGAAUAUGACUUCUGUGAGCAACUACAACUCCAAUAUGGCGGGUUUAAACAUGCUCAACAGCCUCGGGAUGACCUCCGGAUUGCCAGCUCCUCUCGACCCCGCAGCUCUCGCCAAAGAGGUUGCUCAGAAGAACUACGCGAAGGCUAUCAAGCUCUCCCAGGCCUCUCAGUCUUAUGGUGGUCUUAGUCAGCUGGCCGUGCUUAAUUACACUGGCGUCACACUGAACAAGCAGAACCUCAUGAAUUCCGCGGCCGCUGCCGCCGCUGCGGCCGCCGGAAAUCCCGCGGUGGCGGCCGCUGGUCUACAGGCCACUGCGGCAACUCCCAGAUCCGUCAUCCCAGCCGGUCUGGCUAGUAUCCCAGGCGCCCUGACAUCACCGUUGUCCGCGGGUAUCCUGGCAUAUUCUAGACCGCCGCCCACAGCAACCCCUAUCAAUCCUUACUCCUUGAUCAGGCAGCAGAUCCUGCCAAAUCCCUAUGUCCAAGCGUCGAUACCAGGAGUGCCUGGUGCCGCGACAGUACAGACUUCUCCCUAUGUUCAGAACCCAUAUGCCGCUUUACCUGGUGUAGCCAGUGUACCUGGAGUAGCGGCAGGCGUGGCGGCCGCGGCUGCGGCUGCAGGUGUACCACAGAUACCGCAGAUCGGCAAUCCUGCGACGAUAGCGGCGCAGCCGCAGGUAGCAAUCCCCGUGAGCUCCGGGGUAAUCAUGCAGCCGUACAAGAAGAUGAAGACUUCAUAA